AUUCGUUUAAACUCUUCUUUCAGAGUUGAGGUUGGCGUUCGUGUUGAGGCCUACAACUGUGAGGAGUGGACCAUAGGCCAAGCACGGCAUAUUAACAGCGCUUUUCUGAUUUUUAAUGCUGUAAAUGACAAAGGAGAGCUCCUUACCUUUCCUAGAGUCAAACCCACUACAAAGGAUGGUUUGAGAAGAUAUUAUGGAGCUAUUGCGCGCAGAAGAAUUAGACUAACCAGAAAAUACAUCCUUUCCAAUAAGGAAGACAUUCCUUCCUCUGAUCUCUGGGAUACAAGCAACCAGGCAUACUUGAGUUAUAGCAAUGUAGCCACUCUGACAGUGCUGGCAACAAAAUGUGGAUGGGAAAUAACCAGCACUCUGGAUAAUAUCAAAAUAUUCACGCAUGAGGAGAGUGAUACUUUGUCUGUCAAGGUAGAAAUGCAAGUGAGGAUACCAUCAAAUCUAGCUUUCUUCCUUUUGUCUGACUUCAGACUCCGCAGGCAAUGGGACAAACAUUACUUAAUUUGUGAGGUCAUAGAGAAUGUGAAUGAAAAUGAGAAGAUAUAUCACAUUACAUCGCCAUCAGUGAAUGGAGAUAAACCCAAAGAUUUUGUAGUUCUUGUGUCUCAAAGACAGCCCUGUAAGACUGGUGAUCCUUACAUAAUAGCUGUGAGGUCAGUUACCCUCACAUCUGUGCCACCUUCUCCAACCUAUUGCAGAAGUGAAAUCCUAUGUGCAGGAUUCCUGAUCCACAGUGACGGCAACAACUCCUGUACAGUGUCUUACUUUAACCAAGUUACCUCUGGUGUUCUGCCUUACCUUGCUGCAAAUCUCACUGGCUCAUCAAAAUCCAUUAAGGACACUGCUUCUGCAUGCAUCAGGUUCUUGGAGAUGGACAGUAGCAAGAUUUACAAUAUUUUGUUUUAAGUAAAGUAUCAGGGGAGCUCUGAAGAUAAUAAAAAAAUUUUAAGUGCUGCAUGCGAACAUGAGGAUUCUCAAUAUCUAUAUCAUCUACUACAGUAGUUCUCAACCAGGAGUCUGGGGCCACCUGCAAAUUUUCGCGGAGGGCUGCCAAGCAGGGGCCAACAUUAAACUCACUGAGGCCCAGGGAAGAAAGCCAAAGCCCCACCAUACAGGGCUGACGAGUGGGGCCCUGCCAUCCGAGGCUGAAGCCAAAGCCCGAGCAACUCAGCUUUGCAGGG
Messenger RNA from Chelonoidis abingdonii (Abingdon island giant tortoise), 1193 nucleotides. Lineage: Eukaryota; Metazoa; Chordata; Testudines; Testudinidae. The record is from RefSeq and is a predicted model, not a curated record.